AUGGCUAGUAGGAGUAUUUUCCAGAUGAAGAGAUUGGUUUUCUUCAGCUUCUUGAUCUUGUGCUUGAUUGUUGUCGUUUCCGGAAAGGGCGCAAUCUAUACUCCUCCGGAUGUAGAGAAAGUUACUGAUCAGUUUAGUCGAAUUUCGGUUAAUCAAGGUUUUAAUGUGUUAUAUGGAGGAUCCAACAUCCACCAAACAAACAAUGGCACCAAUGCUGAUCUUAUUUUGGACAAAACCUCAGGGUCUGGAUUAAUAUCAACGAACAAAUACUUCUAUGGAUUUUUCAAUGCUGCAUUGAAACUCCCUGCUGGAUUUACUUCUGGAGUUGUCAUAGCUUUUUAUAUGUCCAAUCAAGGAGAUUUCCCUAAAAACCAUGACGAAAUUGACAUGGAAUUGCUCGGACAUGAGAAAAGAAGAGACUGGAUUCUGCAGACAAAUUUGUAUGGAAAUGGAAGUACAAGCACUGGAAGAGAAGAGAAACUCUACCUCUGGUUUGAUCCGACACAGGAUUACCAUAACUACAGCAUCCUCUGGAACAAUCACCACAUUGUGUAUUAUGUGGACAAUGUACCAGUGAGAGAAGUGAUCCAUAACAAGGCGAUUGGUUCGGCGUAUCCAUCGAAACCAAUGUCAGUUUAUGUGACAAUAUGGGAUGGAUCAGAGUGGGCAACACAUGGAGGAAAAUACGGUGUAAAUUAUGCUUAUAGUCCAUUUGUGGCAUCUUUGAAGGGAAUUGAGUUGGAAGGCUGCAUUGUGCAGCAGAAGAACAACGGUUCGGGUAUAACAUGCGCUAAGAAGAGCAGUGUUUCGAGCUUGGAUCCAGUGGAUGGAACAGAGUUUUCAAAAUUAUCUGAUCUGCAAAACACAGGAUUGGAUUGGUCAAGAAGGAAGCAUAUGUACUACUCAUAUUGUCAAGAUACUGCCAGAUACAAGAUUCUGCCUCCAGAAUGCACUUCAAAAUGA
Oldenlandia corymbosa var. corymbosa is the source of this 963-nucleotide messenger RNA. The record is from the annotation of a GenBank genome assembly. NCBI's taxonomy places the organism in Eukaryota, Viridiplantae, Streptophyta, Magnoliopsida, Gentianales, Rubiaceae.